AUGAAACGCUAUGAAGAAUUAUCAAACAAAAAAAUUGUGAAAAUUUUGCAAUCAGUUUCUGAAAUAACAGCCUUAUCAGUUCCUGAUUUAUUUAAUUACAGUGGGUUAUCAGUAAUUUAUAUAAUCUACUCUACCUCACUUGCUUUUGCUUUAGUGACAUUAAGUGUUUAUACUUUAUAUUUCAAAGGGAUUUAUAUUUACAAAAAUACACUUGCCACAGUUUCGAUUUUAGAUAGUGUCGCAAUCGCAUCAGUCACUAUAACCAACGUAUUGUCGAUUUCAUUUGCCAUAAUUUUUCGCAGGAGAAAAAUUGUUUUACUGGUGAAAAACUUGAAAGAAAUUGAACGAGUUUUAAAUUCUCAAAUCAACGAUAAAGUUUUAAUUAUUGUCUUUGGAUUAUUGGAGAUUUUUCUUUUUUCUUAUAUAGUAUUUGAAUCCGUAUCGCAGAUAAGGACACACGGAGUUUUUCUUUACAGUCUUUCUGUUGUGAUGCAUGUGAAUAUAUUUUUGGUGUCAAUAACAGUAACUCAAGUGCAACUUUUUUCAACGUGUGUUAAACAGUAUUUUACUUUUGUUAACGAAAAAUUAGCUACAACCAUGCAAUAUCCACCAACUUCUAAAGUUGAAACAAUUAAAAUGAAGUUUUUUCUUAAAACUUAUGACAAGUUGUGCGAUAUUAUCGAUUUGGUGAGCAGUUCAUAUGGAAUACAAAUAGCUUGUGUCACUUUCAUUAUUAUAAUUUGUUUAAUUGAAAGUUUGAAUCUUUUGAUGAAGUUUGCACUACGUAUUGAAGCCAUAGGUGAUGUUUGGCCGACAACUUUACUUAUUUCUGAUACCUGGAAUUCCAUCAUUUAUAUUCUUUUUGGUAUUAUUUUAUCGAUUUGCUGUGAACGAGCAUCAAAUGAAGCUAACAAUACGUCAGUACUUUCUUACAAGAUUCUUUUAAAUUAUCCGUCAUGCCCGAAAUCACAUAGUGAUGAAAUCAACAAGAAUGAACUUAUGCUUCUAGCAGAACAUUUGAGUCAAAGAAAAGUUAAAUUUUCAGCUGCUGGCCUUUUUGAUGUUGACCAUACAAUGUUGUAUAUGAUUUUUGGAUCGAUUGCUGCUUAUCUAGUCAUUGUUUUACAGUUUGAAUAA
Molecule: messenger RNA, 1137 nt
Organism: Tribolium madens (black flour beetle)
Lineage: Eukaryota; Metazoa; Arthropoda; Insecta; Coleoptera; Tenebrionidae
Product: putative gustatory receptor 28b
Exons: 2
Coding region: 1-1137 (378 amino acids)
Biological process (GO): sensory perception of taste
Cellular component (GO): membrane; neuronal cell body; dendrite
Source: RefSeq, a predicted model, not a curated record